AUGGACUUGGAGGCAUUGAUUUGGUUCCAAGAAGUAGAAGAAGCAGGGGUGUUCUCUGAUUGGGAAUCAUUUGUACUAGCUUUACAUGUGAGAUUUGGGACUAGUGCUUAUGAUGAUCCUAUGGAGGUGUUGACCAGGUUGAGGCAAACUUUAACUGUGGCCUUGUAUAAGGCAGAAUUUGAAGUUGUGUCUAACAAAGUCAAGGGCCUUUCUCCUUUACAUAAGCUCAGCUACUUCUUGAGUGGUUUAAAGGAUGAAAUAAGAUUACCUGUAAGAAUGCUCAAUCCUCAAUCCUUGAAUGAAGCUUUUGGACUAGCCAAGAUUCAAGAAGAAUAUGUGUGGAGCAGCAAGAAGAGCAUCAGGUACCAACAAGAAUCAGGUAACACUUCCAUUCUUGGUUUACCUAAAAGUAAUGCAGUGUUAGAUACUAAGCCAAAAAUACCAAUUAAGAGAAUUACUCCUGUUCAAAUGGAUGAAAGGAGAAAGAAAGGGUUGUGUUAUAAUUGUGAUGAGAAAAGGGGGCCUAGGCAUAAGUGUAAAAAUGUUAAAUUGUUUCUUUUAGAGGGAAUGGAUAUAAUACCAAAACUGCAAUCUGGAGUGCAAAUUACUGAGGUGGAUGAGGAAGUGGGCAGUGAUCUUAAUAAACCAAUUGAACAAGAAGAAGAUGUGGGAAUUACAUUGUAUGCUUUAACUAAAACUCCUACACCAGGCACUAUGAGGGUUAGGGGCAAGAUUAAUGGCAGUGGGUUAGUGAUACUUGUUGACAUAAGUAAUACUCAUAAUUUUGUGGAUGCAUUAUUGGUCUCUAGUCUACAGUUAAAGGUUGAUGUUUCAAGAAUUUUGGAGGUUAAGGUGGCUAAUGGUAUUGUGGUGAGAACUCAAGGUUUUUGUAAUAGUGUACCAGUGUGUGUGCAAGGAGUGGAAUUUUGUGUUCAAUUUCAUGUUUUGGCAUUAGGGGGUUGUGAUGCUGUGUUGGGCACUCAGUGGUUGAGUACUUUGGGUGUGAUAUAUUGGGAUUUUCAGUUUUUAACUAUGAAAUUCCAUUAUAAGGAUCAACAGGUCUUGGUGCAGGGUUUAAGUCCCCCUUCAGGCACUUUUUUCAUGGAUUGUAAUCAGUUGCUCAAGGGAUCAGUGAGGAAGGGUUUUCUACUUCAAAUCACUCCUGCAGCUGGUGUGGUGUUGGAAGAUACUGUGCCUAUAGAAGUGGAGUUGUUAUUACAGGAAUUUGGAGAGGUUUUUGAGACUCCUACAGGUCUACCACCUGUGAGGGGUCAUGAACACCAGAUCACUCUCAUGGAGGGCUCUCAGCCAGUCUGCCAGAGACCCUAUAGAUACCCUUUCUAUCAAAAGAAUGAAAUUGAGAAGAUUGUGAGAAAGCUGUUGUUUGUUGGGUCAAUCAAAAAUAGCACUAGUCCUUUUGCUUCACCUGUCUUGUUAGUAAGUAAGGUAGAUGGGUCUUGGAGGAUGUGCAAUGAUUAUAGAGCAUUGAAUAACAUCACUAUGAAGGAUAAGUUUCCAAUUCCAGUUAUUGAUGAGUUGUUAGAUGAGUUGAAUGGAGCAAUUAUCUUUUACAAGCUUGAUUUGAGAUCAGGGUACCAUCAAAUCAAGAUGAAGGAGGAGGAUGUGCCUAAAACAGCCUUCAAAACACAUGAGGGCAUUAUGAGUUACUAUAGAAAAUUUGUUAAGGGAUAUGGUCAGAUUGCUGCUCCCUUAACUACACUAUUGAAGAAUGAUGCAUUUUCUUGGUCUAAAGAGUCUAAGCAAGCUUUCCAACAAUUGAAGGCUGCCAUGGUUCAACCACCUAUGUUAGCUCUCCCAAAUUUUGAUAAUACAUUUGUCAUAGAGUGUGAUGCCUUAAGAAAAAGGCUGGGAGCAGUCUUGAUGCAGCAAGGCAGGCCUAUUGCCUUUAAUAGCCAAGCCCUCAAAAGUAGGAAUUUGGCCUUAUCUACUUAUGAAAAGGAGUUAUUGGCUCUGGUUACUGCUGUCAAAAGGUGGAAAGCUUACUUGGUUGGUAAGGAUAACCUUGUGGCUGAUGCAUUGUCUAGGAAAGUUGAAACUGAGGAUGAUUUGGCUUCAGAUGUGCUGUCUAGCAAGGCUAAAUCUGUGAAUCUUACUUUUGAGGAUGAUUUGGACUCUUAA
Molecule: messenger RNA, 2139 nt
Organism: Quercus lobata
Lineage: Eukaryota; Viridiplantae; Streptophyta; Magnoliopsida; Fagales; Fagaceae
Exons: 3
Coding region: 1-2139 (712 amino acids)
Source: RefSeq, a predicted model, not a curated record